Molecule: messenger RNA, 2271 nt
Organism: Triticum dicoccoides
Lineage: Eukaryota; Viridiplantae; Streptophyta; Magnoliopsida; Poales; Poaceae
Product: stomatal closure-related actin-binding protein 1-like
Exons: 13
Coding region: 364-1860 (498 amino acids)
Biological process (GO): regulation of stomatal movement; actin filament organization
Molecular function (GO): actin binding
Source: RefSeq, a predicted model, not a curated record
CCACCUUUCCCCUCCCUCCGUUGCGUUCGUCGUUUCUUUUCCUCCGUCUGCCCGUCGGCGUCAGGCAGGCUCACCCGAAUCCCGCAACCAAAUUUCGAACUCGCCACCGGCCGAAAAAGGAUUCCACUUCCACGGGAUCGAAAGCAACAGCCUCGAUCCAUACAUCCAGCUUUUCUCAAAGCAGAACGGGCGUUAAAACCCUAGCUGGAUUGGGCGGAGGGGGCCCUUCCGCCAUUUGCCCGCUGCUAGAGUAGUUGCGUGCUCCGGAGGCUUCCCGUUCGUGUUCGUGGGACGGCGGCGGCGGCGGCGGCGGCGGCGGAUUGGGUGAGGAGCCCGGCUCUCCGGCGAUCCCGGGAGUCGCGCAUGAGAGUACCGCAGAUGACAAGGGUCAUCCAUGACUCGGGAGAAGGCAUGCAGAAAGAUGCACUUGACAUGGUAUCCUCUGAUGUUAACUUCCCCAAGGGCCACUUUCCAGACUACAGGAUUGGGCCAAACAACCAAAUCAUUGACCCAGAGGAGACGCACGAGGUUGUGCCUUUGAAGGAGAUUGUUGCGAAAGAAACAACACAACUGCUAGAGCAGCGAAAGCGGCUGUCAGUGCGUGAUCUCAGGGAGAAGUUUGAGAAGGGUCUGUCUGGUGCCUCCAAGUUGUCUGAAGAGGCUAAGCGGCGAGAAGCAGCUUCCCUGGACAGGCAGGUUCUUCUGAAGAAGCUCAGAGAUGUUCUAGACACGCUGAAAGGCCGUGUGGCUGGUCGAAACAGAGAUGAUGCUGAUGAAGCUAUCUCGCUGGUGGAAGCACUAGCAGUUCAACUUACUCAAAGAGAAGGUGAAUUAAUUUAUGAGAAGGCUGAAGUAAAAAAGUUGGCUAGCUUCCUCAAGCAGGCUACUGAAGAUGCCCGAAAGGUAGCUGAAGAGGAAAGAGCUCUUGCACUCGCUGAAAUUGAAAAAUCUAGAGCUGCAAUAGAAAAAGUUGAGAAAGCGUUGCAGGAGCAGGAUUCAGCAUCAAGUAGCAGAGAGAAGGAGGAGAUAGAGGAACUUAGGAAAGAGAUUCGAGAGGCUAGACGAAUAAAAAUGCUACACCAGCCAAGCAAGGUAAUGGACAUGCAGUUUGAGCUUCAGGGACUGCGUACACUUAUAUCAGAAAAAACACAGCUUUGCAAUCAGUUAAAGAAAGAGCUUGCCAUGAUCAAGAGGCUUGAACAAGAUAGCUCUAAACUCUUUGAGCUUGAAGGUUCUGAUACUCUUGGAUCACAGUUCCGUAUUGUCCCUCGAGUUGAUGGUGCUCCAGACAUCUCAAGCUGUCCAGCUCAGUGGUACCGUGUAAUUUCCGGAAGCCACAGAGAGCUCGUAUCGGGUGCAACGAGACUUACUUAUGCUCCAGAGCCAUUUGAUGUUGGCCAAUUGUUGCAAGCAGAGAUAAUUUUGAAAGCAGAUAAAGUUACGGUUCAGACAGAUGGCCCUAUAAAUCAUGCUUCAGGACUGGAACAUUAUGUGGAAUCGCUAAUGAAAAGGGCGGAUAUUGAGUUCAAUGUGGUAGUAACCCAAAUGAAUGGGAAUGACUACGCAUCAAAAUCUGUCCAUGUAUUUCAUAUUGGAAAGCUGAGAGUGAAGCUUCGGAAAGGAAGGUCUACAAAAGCAAGGGAGUCAUAUUCCACCACAAUGAAGUUGUGUGGAAGCCGAGGUGGUGGUAAUGCUGCGGCCUGUGCAGUCUUCUGGCAAACUAGGAAAGGCCUAUCCUACACUCUAGCUUUCGAGACGGACAGGGAUAGGAAUGCCGCGAUUAUGCUUGCUCGGAAAUUUGCUUCCAGUUGCAACGUUGUUCUUGCUGGACCAGGCGAUCAAGUCCACGGUGGUGGCUGAUAAAGUAACCGUGCCCGGUUUGACGGCGCUGCAUAUAUUAUUAGGUUGUGAAUUUGGGUGCUUGUGUAUUCAUAUUUGUGAGAGUAGGAGGUUGAUCAAGUCCACGAGGUUUUUCCCCUUUGGACACGUCCUGUGAAGGCAAUCUUUUUAUUUGCCUGCCUGCAGCUGUUAGCAAAUGCUCUAAAGAUGUGCAGCACACGCCGAUUGUAUCUUGUGUAUUUACAUAUUUGCAACAUUUGAGAGAGAAAAAGGAAAGAGUCCUUUUAGUGUAGUGCCCAGGGGCUUUCCUUGAGUUAUCAAGAAAUGUACAGAUGAGAGAACCUUUUCAUCCACGCUGUAAUUCUUGUCCUUGCUGCGAGUAUAAUUAAUGACUUGCACAUGCUUAUUAUAUAUGAUGAUUUUUUGUUGGUA